Cephus cinctus (wheat stem sawfly) is the source of this 3002-nucleotide messenger RNA. Its product is annotated as zinc finger BED domain-containing protein 1. The record is from RefSeq and is a predicted model, not a curated record. The transcript has 4 exons. NCBI's taxonomy places the organism in Eukaryota, Metazoa, Arthropoda, Insecta, Hymenoptera, Cephidae. Gene Ontology annotation, molecular function: DNA binding; protein dimerization activity. Bases 330 to 2495 code for a protein of 721 amino acids.
AGCUAUGGUCGAUAGCAUUUACACAUCGUUUCAACUGAUCGAGAAAUUGAAGUUCGAUAUCUGUAAAAUAAUUCGACAAAAGUUGAUCUGAGAUAUCGUAGUAUUCGCGGCAAAAUUUGUUGUCACCACUAUAGGCAGUCCAAGAGUUAAAGAAAACUUUGAAAAAUGCAUAAACUAUGGAUAUCCCAAAAUGUACGAGAAACGUCCUCCAUUUUGACAAAAUAAAGAAGAGCACUAGGUACUGUAGGUAAAUUAACUGCGUAUUCUUCGAUAAUAAUGUAAAGUUAUUUGUGGUGGGAUCCUGCAAGUCCUUGUUUUGACGUCUAAAGAUGGAAAAUAAACAGCUAAUACCGUCUAGUAGUAGCAAAUCAAAUACGUCAGAUGAUACCAAAAACAAUAUCCAAAUGGUAUUGGCCAAAAUGAUGGAAGAGAAGCAUACCUACACCUAUAAAAAAUUGGUUGUCCCAAUGUCUAUGAGAAGUAUAUAUUGGAAAUUCUUUGGUUUUCCAGCAACUGAAGAAGGUGACAUUCUGACUAAGGUCAAGAUCGUUUGUAUAAUAUGUAAAACACAAAUUGCAUACAAUCGUAAUACCAGUAACUUACGUAUGCAUCUGCAAAAUAAACAUGCACAAGAACUUCAUGAAUUGGAAACUGUAAAUCCACCAAGAAGACAAACUCUCUCCCAAGAAACUAAGGAACACAGAGCACAAAAGCGAAUGCUCAAAGCUGGUGUUAACGCAACACAUCACAUAUAUACUACAAAUGCUGAUGGUACAGUACAAAUUGGUGGGGAUAUACAAUUUGUUACUGAUCCCAAUAUCAGUCUGUCUAGUGUCAAUGAUGAUAUGAGUAUUGGCCAACCACUGCAUGUGAUGAUAAAGAAUGGCACUACUGUAGGUCAUAGUAGUCCAAAUAUGACAUUCCUGAUGCCUGAUGAAAAUUCUAUAUCUCGCUCUGGUACUGAUGAUAGAACUGUAUCAGAUGCAAUUACAGAAUUUAUUAUAAUGGAUCUGCAGUUACCUGAAGUCGUUGAAGGACGUGGGUUCCAACGCCUUAUAGCGACUCUUCGAUCACCUUGCGAAAUUCCCUGCAAACGGAAAUUAGAAGAUGAAAUUAUACCAAAAGUGUAUGAUUCGUUUCGUGAAUCUGUGGCAACAAAUUUAUCCUGUAUAGAGAGUGAAAUUGGUUUAGCUAUUGAGGAAUGGAAGUCGAAGUCAAAUGAAUGUUUUGUGACUUUUUCAGUAUACUUUCAAAAUAUAGGUGAAGCAUCAUUAGAUUACAAAGUUUUGAGUACAUUACAUGCUCCAAUCGAGUGGGGAGAAAUACAAUGGGGAACUGCAGUAGAUUCUCUAUUACUUGACUGGGAUAUUAGGGUCGAGCGGAUAACUGCUGUUGUUAUUGGAACUUCGCGUACUGAACUUCUGGAUGCCUUGAUUAGUAGAGGCCUUGCUAUAGUGCCAUGCCUCCUCCAUACAUUGCAAGUUUGUGCACAGGCAUGUUUUGACACUCCAGAAGUUGCCAAUAUUUUAUCAAAAUGUAGAGCAGCUAUUGGAGCCAUUGCGAGUCAUCCAGCCGCAUCUACAUCUCUUGUUAUGCAAGAGCAGUUGUUAGAGUUUGAUGAAUAUCCCAUGGUGAUGGAUUAUCCAGUGAUAUGGACUUCUACAUAUAAUAUGUUAGAGCAGAUACUUUUGCGAAGAAAUAUUAUAGACAACAUCUUUGAAAGUAUCGAAGGUAUUGAUCAAGAAGUUAUUGAGCUUUCUAAUGAACAGUGGAAAAUAAUUGAAGACCUUGUCUCCGUUCUUGAGCCAUUCAAAGUUACGAUUAUGACCCUUAGUGAAGAAAAGAUACCAUUAAUAUCAUUAUUAAAGCCAUUACUUUGGCAACUCGUGUCGUCGCAUUUGAAAGUCAAGGAGGAUGAUAAUGAUAUCGCCCGAUCAUUUAAAGAAUCACUCUCUGAGAUGUUAUGCGAUCGAUAUGCAGAUAACAAUAUAACUCUCCUGUUACAAAUUGCAACGACGCUAGAUCCCAGGUUUAAGCAAUUGCCGUAUGCGACGGAGGAACAUAAAAGUAUGGUUGCAACACCAAUAAAAGAAAUGUUAAUAAAAUUAAUAGAGGACGAGAGUGAACGUCAGAUGAUUGUAGAGCCAGUUGGUAAAAAAAGUCGCUUAUCAGGCAUGGAGCUUUUACUUGGAGAUCUCUGUACUCUGAGAAAUGAAAUACCAGCAGAUGAGAAAGCUGAUUUAGAAUUUAUACAAUAUCAGUCUGAAGCAACCGCACCGCUGGAUUGUUGCCCUCUACAAUGGUGGGCGAAAAUGUCAGUAAAAUGUCCCAAUCUUGGAAAAUUAGCACGCCGAUACAAUUGCGUUCCCGCUUGCUGUUCACCGCCGAAUCACAUUCCUCCAGAUGUUCAAGUGAUUCACGACGUGAGACGUGCCGCAUUACCACCUCAUUUGACUGAUAAGCUGCUUUUCCUUCAUGGUAAUCAUAACGUAUGAGCGAGUGAUUAACUGUAUGGAGGGAAGUUCUUUAAAUGAGUCUUGAAAAAGACUUCAUAUGUAAUUGCACAGUAGAUGCCAUACAAAAGAAUAUACUACGUAUAUGUAUUACAAAACUUGAGGUGUACGAAUUUGAUUCAGAACAUCAGACUGAACUUAUAGAACUAGGCAGAAAACGUUACUUGUACAUUACAAUAUGUUUCAAUACUUAAAGCUUGAGUAAGAAAAAGUCUGAAACGUACAGAUGUGUGAUAAUAGGUCCAUUAUAAAAUUAUCAGUCGAACUGAAUACAUAAUCUGGAGAAGAGGUAACUAUUUGUCAGAAGACAAUUUGUAUUGUCUUUUGAAAUCUAUUUCGCUACAGUGUAGCUGUGUGACGCGUAUUUCCUUGCCCAUGCGACGUAUGUAUGAAUUGAAUAACAGUACAUUAGUAGCUAUAAUAAAAACUUCAUAAUAUUCAGUCAGUAUAUAUCUAUACGAUUAUGGAGCGCGCAAUGAAUAUAUUGUA